Knipowitschia caucasica is the source of this 786-nucleotide messenger RNA. NCBI's taxonomy places the organism in Eukaryota, Metazoa, Chordata, Actinopteri, Gobiiformes, Gobiidae. The record is from the annotation of a GenBank genome assembly.
AUGGAACCAGAUCUCAUGGAAAAAGGAGACACACCAUCCAGACAGAGCGCCGCUAGUCCAUACAGAAGCAUUUUCACCAAACACAUUAGGCCUCGCCACCUUGAAGACGCAGUGAUCAUUCUGGAGGGGAAGCACCAGAAAGAGUCCAGGGGGGGCAGUGACGAUGAGACCAGCUUGUUGACUCCUGUGCCGCACAUUCCAUGGCAACAUGAGAGCUUAUUGGCCUCCUCCUGGUCAACAAUGGAGGAUGCAGACAUUGGAGACCCCACCUUAGAGGCUGAACCCUUGAGUCAGGAGGAGCAGGGGCCAGAGACCGGACAGAGAAGUGCAGAGGCAUCAUGUUUGGAGAUGGAGGAAGACAUCUGGGCUCCACAAAGCAUGGAGAUAAUAGUUUUGGCAGAAGACCCGCACAUUGAGGCAGAGCCCACAGAGUUCAUGCAGGUGGUUCCCCCGAUGGCUCUCCCCCCUUUGCCUAUUCUGCAACUGGACCCUCCAACACCAACAACGUUUUGCACCACAUUCACGGAAGCUGAAGAGCUCUUCUCCACUCCACAACUCCUUCACCCUCCAUCAAUACUCACACCAAGGAAAACUGCAGUAGAUGACCCGGAGUCGUCACAAAAACAUUCACUUCAAGCAACAUCACCACAAAGGGAACAGUUAGAGUCUAAACCUGCCAAAACACAUGCUAUUACCGACGUGCCCUUGCUGCUCUGUGAAGGCGCUGCCCUCAUUGCCAUUGUAGGAGUAGUGGCCUAUGGAGCUGUGGCCCUACUAAGAAAAUAA